This is a messenger RNA of Gracilinanus agilis (Agile Gracile Mouse Opossum), 2803 nucleotides long. RefSeq names its product HBS1 like translational GTPase (gene HBS1L). Lineage: Eukaryota; Metazoa; Chordata; Mammalia; Didelphimorphia; Didelphidae. Gene Ontology annotation, molecular function: GTPase activity; GTP binding. Bases 107 to 2158 code for a protein of 683 amino acids. The transcript is spliced from 18 exons. The record is from RefSeq and is a predicted model, not a curated record. Gene Ontology annotation, biological process: translation.
GAGCGCUCUCCCAGGUCCAGUGGCUGUCGCGGCCACAUCUGAAAAAAGGUAGUCUGUCGGUGUCGAAUUAGCGGGGCGCAGCCGGGGAAAGGGCGCCGUGGUCGCCAUGGCUCGGCACAGGAACGUCCGAGGCUACAACUACGAUGAAGAUUUUGAAGAUGAUGAUCUCUAUGGCCAGUCUGUAGAGGAUGAUUAUUGUAUUUCUCCAUCAACAGCUGCUCAGUUUAUUUACUCAAGACGUGACAAACCACCAUCAUUCGUUGAGCCAGUAGAAGAAUAUGACUAUGAAGAUACAAAAGAAUCUACAAACUCUGUUUCUAAUCACCAGCUUAGUGGGAUUGAUCAAGCUCGUCUUUAUUCAUGCCUUGAUCACAUGAGAGAGGUACUUGGAAAUGAUGUCUCAGAUCAGAAACUGAUUGAAGCAGUGCUACAGAACAAAUUUGAUGUGCAGAAAGCAUUAGCAAUGGUGCUUGAUCAAGAUAAAAAGCAGGCCAUGAGUGAGGAUGCUGUCUCUGUGGGAAAGGCAACAAAAGGAAAAGCAGUAGAUCCUCUGUCAUUUCGAAGUGAAUCUGAAAUUGUGCCAAAAGUUACCAAAAUGACUGUAUCUGGGAAGAAGCAAACUAUGGGAUUUGAAGUUCCUGGAGUGACUGCUGAAGAAAAUGGCGAUAGUGUCCACACACCUCAUAAAGGACCUCCUAUUGAAGAUUCCAACAUUGCUUCUUCUGGUAUUCUUGAACCAGUUUCUAAAUCAGCUCUUCCAUCCCACACCAUUCAGGCAUUAGAAGAACAGACAACGCCAACACCAGUGAAAAAGUCUAACAAGCUGAAGCAGCAAAUAGAUGUGAAGGCUGAAUUGGAGAAGAGGCAAGGGGGAAAGCAGCUGCUCAACUUGGUGGUCAUUGGUCAUGUGGAUGCUGGGAAAAGCACUCUUAUGGGUCAUCUGCUUUAUCUCCUGGGCAAUGUAAAUAAAAGAACUAUGCACAAAUAUGAACAAGAAUCUAAAAAGGCUGGUAAAGCCUCCUUUGCUUAUGCAUGGGUCUUGGAUGAGACUGGAGAAGAAAGAGAAAGAGGUGUUACAAUGGAUGUGGGUAUGACAAAGUUUGAGACCAAGACCAAAGUUAUUACAUUAAUGGAUGCUCCAGGUCAUAAGGACUUCAUUCCAAAUAUGAUUACAGGAGCUGCCCAGGCUGAUGUUGCUGUUUUAGUUGUGGAUGCCAGCAGGGGGGAGUUUGAAGCUGGGUUUGAGACUGGAGGACAGACACGAGAACAUGGACUCUUGGUUCGUUCUCUUGGAGUAACACAGCUGGCAGUUGCAGUUAAUAAAAUGGAUCAGGUUAAUUGGCAGCAAGAAAGAUUUCAAGAGAUUACUGGCAAACUUGGACACUUCCUUAAGCAGGCUGGUUUUAAGGAAAGUGAUGUGGCCUUCAUCCCUACAAGUGGUCUCAGUGGAGAAAACCUAAUUACAAAAUCUCAAUCAAGUGAACUAACAAAAUGGUAUCAAGGACAGUGUUUGUUAGAACAAAUUGAUUCUUUCAAGCCUCCACAAAGAUCUAUUGAAAAACCGUUUAGAUUAUGUGUAUCUGAUGUUUUUAAAGAUCAAGGAUCUGGAUUUUGUGUGACUGGUAAAAUUGAAGCUGGUUAUAUCCAGACCGGUGACCGACUGCUUGCAAUGCCUCCUAAUGAAACUUGUACUGCAAAAGGAAUCAUGCUACAUGAUGAACCAGUUGAUUGGGCUGCAGCAGGAGAUCACGUUAGUCUCACCUUGGUUGGUAUGGAUAUCAUCAAAAUCAAUGUUGGUUGUAUUUUCUGUGGUCCCAAAGAACCCAUUAAAGCCUGUACCCGUUUCAGAGCUCGAAUCCUCAUCUUUAAUAUUGAAAUUCCCAUCACUAAAGGAUUCCCUGUGCUGUUACACUAUCAAACUGUAAGUGAACCUGCUACCAUCAGAAGAUUGAUUAGCAUCCUACACAAAAGCACUGGUGAGGUCACAAAGAAAAGACCCAAGUUGUUGACUAAAGGCCAGAAUGCUUUAGUAGAACUACAAACACAAAGACCUGUUGCUCUUGAAUUAUACAAAGACUUUAAAGAACUGGGGAGAUUUAUGCUGCGUUACAGUGGUUCUACUAUAGCUGCAGGUGUUGUCACUGAGAUAAAAGAAUGACAUUGGGAUCAGGACCUUAUCCUCUUACCAAAGGCCACGACUCAACUAGACCUCUGUUUUUAAAGAUUAUUGUUACUCCAGUUAAAGAAACAACCUGCAUUUUAGCAUUUAAAAUGAGGGAGAGAAAUUUAAGCUACAGUAGACUGCUGGAAAGUAUUAACAUUUUAUCCUGCAAAACCAAAUGCCAACUGACAAAGGAAUGCCACCAUUGCACCUUCAUUUCAAAAAUAUUUUUCCUAUGAAAUUUUAGUUAGAUGAAUGUAACUAUUCCAGAUUUAUGGAAAUUAUCAGAAAAUGAUUUUGAAGAUAUUAAAUCAUCAUGAAAUGGAGUAUUUCCAGCCAAAUACCAGAAUGUUUACAGUUUUUUCUUUUGAUUUGUGGAUUUACUGCACAUUCUUUUAGGAAUGGGUUAAAUUAGGCUGUUAGUGUAGUUAAAAGUUAACUUGGAUCUUUUUUCAAGUUGACUAAAGAAGAAUUUGCUGACAUUUCAGAAAAUGGCAUAUUGUGUUGAGCACAAAAAUGCCUCUCUUCCCAAAGUAAAGUUGAAAAUGUUUAAUUUGAAAUUGAUGGAAGCUGCUCCAAUGGUGACCACUUAUUUAAGAAAUGUAAAACAAAUAAUAAUAAAAUACCCUGGUUUGAGCAUAA